Salvelinus namaycush (lake trout) is the source of this 1720-nucleotide messenger RNA. RefSeq names its product CST complex subunit STN1-like. Gene Ontology annotation, cellular component: DNA replication factor A complex; chromosome, telomeric region; site of double-strand break. The coding region runs from base 120 to 1127 and encodes 335 amino acids. The transcript has 8 exons. The record is from RefSeq and is a predicted model, not a curated record. Lineage: Eukaryota; Metazoa; Chordata; Actinopteri; Salmoniformes; Salmonidae. Gene Ontology annotation, molecular function: single-stranded telomeric DNA binding. Gene Ontology annotation, biological process: DNA replication; double-strand break repair via homologous recombination; nucleotide-excision repair.
GGGAAAACGAAGCAAAACAAACUAACCAAGCGAGGGAGAGAUGAGUAAGCUUUCGUAAGUAGGUUAGCUUGCUACUUUUGAUUGGCUUUGAUCGCGUGCAGUGAGUCGCCUAUGAUGGUAUGCAGCCUGAAGCGAAAGAUCCAGAGGAGGAUAGUGUCUGGGAGGGGCCACCUUCAAUGCUGUGGGGACUGGACCCCAUGUUCAACGCUUUCACCAGGCUCUAUGUCAAAGACAUCCUACAGAUGAGAGAGUCCUGUCAAGUGUCAGGGAUAUACUUCUACAACUCUCACCCGAUAUUCAAAGUUGAUGUGCUCGGGACUGUGGUGUACAAGCGAGAGCGAGAAGACUUCUUAUGUUACGGAGUUGAUGAUGGUACUGGUGUUAUAAACAGCCUUUGCUGGAAAGAUGAACAGUGGAGGGAUCAAGGUGACCCUGCAACAUCGGGAGCAAGGUCUUUCGGUAGCAGCGCACGUGGAGACUUCAACCCAGCCAACGAGCUGAAGAAACUACGGCAAGCCCAGCACAGCAGCUCCCACCUGGAGAUAGGAGAACUGCUCAGGGUGCGAGGGCCCGUCAAGACCUCCAGACAACAGCGAGAGAUAAUGGCCUCUACUUACUAUAAAGUGUCAGACCCGGUGAUGGCGGUCCAGAUAUCCUGGAUGAUGGAGGUUCCUCAGCUCUACAGACAGUGCUAUGAUAAACCAUUCCAUCUGGACAGCAGUGCACAGAACCCUAACAUUCAAGGUGGUUCUGCUUCCUACCUGCUUGGCAGAGCCACUCGUAUCCUGAAGGACUUCCUCAAAGAGAAAGAAGUCACCAGGUUCAGACCCUAUGAUGUCCAGGACCUUCUACAGCCUCUGGUCUCCAGACAACCUCAGAAGACAGCAGCAGAACAAGUAACGGAACGGGACAAGGAUCUUCUCAUGGCAGUCAGAGACAUUCUUCGGGAAGAUUGCAGACGAGAGAAAUAUGUGGAAAAGGGUUGCCACGUCCUGCACGUUCUGUCCAGUGUGAGACAGAGGUACAGUCGCAACGUGAGCAAGGAAGCCUUGGAGCUGGUCCUCAAAGCUCUGGAGUGUAAUAGUGACAUCAUCAGCACCAGCGACAGUCAUUACACUAUCCUCUGACGCUGACUUAGACAUUCUGGAACAUUCCACAAACCGUCUGAAAUGGAGGGAAACGGGGAGGUACUAUCCGACCUUGUCCAAUAAGAAACGCAUGUUUUUGUUUCCCGUUGGAAAAAUAUAUGUAACGUGUGCCCUAAUAAAUAUGACCCUUAAUACAUUUGAUUAUUACUUAACAUGGCCAUCUUCAAGAUGUCAGUUGCUAUCAAUCAUGCUAGAGCUAUGUACAUUUGUAUGAAUGUAUAUUUAAAGAGUACAGGACAAGCUGUUUUGUGCAACAUAUAUUUUUAAAAUGUGCUAAAGUUGUCUAAAUUAUGUGUAUAAUACCUGGAUAUACAAUUCAACUUGGAGCAUAUGCUCAUUUUGCACACGGGGGCAGUAUUUCGUUGUUUAAUAUGCACCGCGAUGCAGCCCAUCGCUGAUUGGUCCACUUUGAAACAUCUGUAUCCAUACGUCCAAGCUAUUGAUGAGAGCAGCCUAUAGCGUCUUAUGACUCAGUUGCCACCGCUGUCAAAGAAACUGCGAGGCAUAACAAGCAAUAUAUGGACUAGUUUAUGCUAUCUAGGCCUAAGGAACAAAUAGGUUGUUAUAGCUGU